AUGCCAAACUUCACGGACAAAACGGACAAUUACCCGAAUCUGAGUCGUUCAUUCAGAUCAAUGAGACCAGAGUAUGAUGUCGUGAUUAUAGGAUCUGGCUAUGGUGCUGGAGUGGCGGCAAGUCGAACGGCUCGAGCAGGGAAGAGCGUCGCAGUGCUAGAGCUUGGCUGGGAAAGAAGAUCUGGCUCAUUUCCACAUACAUUUUCUCAAUGUCUGAAAGAAAUGAGGAUCUCGGGGAAUACUACAAAGGACUCCUUCAUCUCAAAGUGGCUAAAGUGGCUGUCGACUGGGGACCCCACGCGGCUUUUUCAGGUGUUUUUGGGUGAUGGACAACAUUCGUUUGCUGCUCAUGGACUUGGAGGAUCUUCAUUGGUCAAUGCCGGAGUUUUCCUGAAAGCGGAUAAAAGAACACUGCAGAUGAGUCCAUGGCCAUCAGAGAUCAGGGACGAGCCAACUACUCUCGACGAAUACUACUCACGCGCGGAAACAAUGCUGCAACCUUCCACAUAUCCGAAGAAUUCAACCCCGAAUAAACUCGAUCAUCUUCAAAAAGAGUCAAAAUGGCUUGGAGGCAAAGAGAAUUUCUAUCGAGUACCGUUGACCAUAUUUUUCCGCAAUGGCCGCAACAGUGCAGGUGUCCCUAUGCAGGCAAAUAGACAAUCGGGCCAUGAGUGCACUGGCCUCAACGACGGUUCAAAAAACUCGGUGGCGACAACUUAUCUUGCAGAUGCCUGGAAUUGGGGAGCCGAGAUAUUCUGCGGAUGUGAAGUUCGAUUUGUAGAAAAGACGGACGGAGGAGGCUACACUAUACACUUCGCCUGGCAUGGAAGUGGAAGGUCGGUGUUUGCGGAUCAUUUCAAGGAACAGCUAUUUUGGGUUAAAGCAAAAGAAUUCUGUUUCCUUGGGGCUGGUGCUCUAGGAACUACUGGAGUCUUGCUUCGGUCAAAGCAGCACGGCCUUCAUAUGUCACCGCUCGUUGGAAGAAACCUAUCUGGGAACGGUGACCUUUUGAUAUUUGGUUACAAUGGAGGUACCAAUAUCAACGGGAUCGCCCGUGAAUCUUCGCAUGCUCCCCCUGGAACAACCGUCACUGCUGUCAUUGAUAACCGAGUCGUUGAUCCUCUGGACAAUCCGCUCUCUGGAUAUGUUAUCCAGGAUGGUUGCAUCCCUGAGGCGUUCAACCCAGUAAUCCAAAUCAUGCUCACACUGCAGACCAUGAAGAGCCAGGCGGGAUGUUGUCUUUGGAACCCUCGCCAAGAAACCAGGAAGGUCCUUGCCUCUGUAAAGUCUCUCCUUUUUGGUCCACAUGCAUACAAUGGAGCUCUACAGCGGACUUCUACUUAUCUUGUGAUGUCUCAUGACAGCAACGAGAUAACAUUGACCUUGAAGGAUGAUCAAUUGUGCCUUCGGGGACCAGCAGAAGGACGAUCCGAGCAUUUCAAAUGGAUGAAGAAGAUGUUCAAGGAGCUUUUUGCUCACACAGGAGCAAGAAUGGGGUUUUCAUAUCCAUAUGGUCGCCACCAGGAGGAAGUCACAGUCCAUCUCCUUGGAGGAGCCAACAUGAGCAACGAUGGGACAGGACAUGGGGGUGUAACAAAUCAUCUGGGGGAGGUUUUCAGUGGCUCUAACAGUGAAGUAUACAAGGGCCUUAUGUGCUGUGAUGCAUCUGUUAUCCCGACAGCUCUAGGUGUGAACCCGCUGGCCACAAUAUCUGCCCUUUCCGAGCGAUCCGUCAGUUUGACCACUGAGAGGGCUGGGUUGUCAAUUGAUCUUGAGACUAAAAACCAGCCUUUGAACGCCUACAGCAAGCCGAGUAUAUCAUUGGAUUGUCAAGAUCAUCAGAACAGUACCAAGGAAACACCCCAGUCCAUAGGAUGGCAAUUUACAGAGACCAUGUACGGUCACAUCAGCAUGGGGUCUCUGACCGGAAGUUUCGCACUUUCUGAGAGGAUAGGAAAAGGCUCAUCCUGCGCGAUCCGGAUGUUUCUUACGAUCGAAAUCUGCCGACGAGGAGAUUUACAAUACCAAGGAAUAUGUACCGGGACGAUUUCUUGCUACGGAUUAUCUAGAGCCACGCUCAAGAUUGUCGAUGGGACUGUCGACUUUUUCACGCCAAUGCAAGAGAAUGCCGAAUCAUCAGCUAUUUCAUACCACCUGAAGCUCCUCUCAGUAGAGGGCAUAGAGUACCGCCUGGAAGGUCAAAAGAUCAUUAACUCGAACAUAGCAUUCUCUGCCAGAAAGACCUGGGAAGCGACAACUACGGUGAACGUCAAUAUCACUCGACCGGACGGGAAGGACGUUGCAGAAGGGGCCGUUCAUAUCUCAUUGCUAGACUUCAAAAAGCAGAUGAGAACGUUCCGGACGACAAAAGACUUCCAGAUCAGUCUUAUCUUGACCUUGAUGGGCUUUUUAGUUUCUUUUAUGUACCAUAUCAGUCUCUUCUUCUUUCGCCCUUUCGUCCACCUGCGCUUCCCUCAGAUCUCAAAAAAAGCCGCCAACUCGAAACAACCACCUUCCACCUCCUGCAACAUCACCGCAAGAGAUGGCGUACAGGUAAAUCUUGAUAUAUAUGACCCAAUUCCUGUACAAAAGACAGGCGAGCCGGGACCCAUCUCCAACCUUUCACCAGUACUGCUUUUACCCGGAGUCACCGGGGUCGGCAUGAUACACAAUUUGUACUCACUGCCAUUCUUGCACUGCAACAUGGUUGAGUACUUCACGCAGCGUGGACAGCGAUGCUACGCACUCACUCCUCGUUGGGGCUGUGAUCCUGCCGUUGCCCAGAAAAGCACUGUCUACGACUGCCGUCUUGACGUUGCUGCUGCAAUAUCAUUCAUUCGCAACAAAGAGCGACAGAAGCCCUAUGUGGUAGCCCAUUGCCAAGGCUCAGUGGCUCUCUGCAUGGGACUGCUGGAUGGAACAAUCCAGAGUAGUCAACUUCUCGGUGUCACUGCGAACUCAGUCUUCAUGAACCAGGUCUUUGGACGUUGGAACUCUCUUAAGGGGAGAACGACUCUGCUGAUCCAGUUUUACGAAUUACUGGCUGGGAAUUACUUCCCGAUCAUCAGCAGUGCUAAGAGUGUACUUUUCCAACGAUUACUCGAUACUAUCCUUCGUCUCUAUCCUGUUGGGCAUGCACGAGACCUUUGCACGUCUACAGCGUGUCGCCGGACAUCUUUCGCUUUUGGGUUACUGUGGAAUCACGAGAACCUUGAUAUGGGUCUUCAUGACAAUAUCCACCAAUUUUUCGCGGGAACCCAUACAAAGCUUAUGAAGCAAGUGGUUCGCAUGGGAACUCGGGGGAUAUGCAUGGAUAAUGAUUUAUGUCCUCUUCUGACAGUGGAGAAUUUGCAACGGCUGCAAGGGUUACCGAUCCUCUUUGUCUCGGGUACGGAGAAUCAAGUAUUCAAUCCUGAGUCUACCCUCAAGGACUAUGAGUUGUUGCGACGGAAAUUUGGCGAGAGACUUUAUCGCAGAUUCCUAGUCGAGGGGUACGGGCAUCUUGAUCCUAUUGUGGGAAAACAUGCGGCCGAGGAUGUAUAUUGGAGGAUCUUUGCGCAUUUGAGAUGGUGCACCAAAGAGAUGGAAAAUAGAAAGUAA
This is a messenger RNA of Penicillium egyptiacum, 3600 nucleotides long. The record is from the annotation of a GenBank genome assembly. NCBI's taxonomy places the organism in Eukaryota, Fungi, Ascomycota, Eurotiomycetes, Eurotiales, Aspergillaceae.